AAGAAGCAAUUGACAAAGUUAAUCAUCAUGUCUCUCCAAAAAAAAAAAAAAGGUUAACCUCAAGAAGAAGCUAUUUUGAAGGAAAGUUGUGUGUGAAAUUAGAUCAUUUCACAAUACAAUACCGUGCAGUAACCGCAUUGGUGAAUGUCUCCCGGCCCCACAAAUUGAUCCAUACUAAAUCGGGUUGGGUGUCAAAAGUCCUAGCCCCCACCGUACAGAAUUACAGAUUACAAACAUUACAUGCCCCCCGUGUCCGCUUGCUAUAUAAGCCACCACCCGCUGCUCGUCUUUUGCUCCCAUACUAUUAUCACACUGCUACGAACGAACCACCACUGGCAGGAUUGCAGCAGUUGUGAAAAAAACACAGGCGAAGGCGAACAGCUCCAAAACAAACUCCGAAAGGUGGUGUGAUCAGCGAGUGUGGUGUGGUGGUGAUGUCGGCGGACGAGUCAACAACUUUGGAGCUCAUAAGACAGCAUCUGCUGGGAGACUUCACUUCUAAUGAUACGGAAUCUUUUCUUAACAACCUUGGUCUUUGUUUCGCAGAUGUCUGCAACGACGAUGACCAUGAUAAAACCACAAUCAGCUCCGGAAAGCCCGACCCAACAACUUCCGAGUCGGAUUCCGGCUCUUUCAUUUCAGACCCCCCAAAACAACCCGACACCCCCGUUUCUCGUUACCCCAAACUCGAGCCCGAUUUCUUCGAAUUCGAAACCAAACCCACCAUCCUCAUCGACUCCAUCUCGCCCAAAAGCCCCGUUUCGGGCAGUCCAUACUCAGAAAAUCCCUUCAGGCCCGCUUCGGCCUCGGGAAAGUCCGACCCAUUCGGCGGAGUUCGAGACGGCGGGCAUUACAGAGGGGUAAGGAGGAGGCCCUGGGGAAAGUAUGCCGCGGAGAUCCGAGACCCGGUCCGCAAGGGAUCCCGGGUCUGGCUGGGGACGUUUGACACCGCCAUGGACGCUGCAAAAGCCUAUGACUCUGCAGCGUUCAAGAUGAGAGGAAGAAAGGCCAUCCUCAACUUCCCCUUGGACGCCGGAAAGUCUUCCCCGCCGGUGAACUCUCGCCGGAAAAGUAGAAGAGAGUCUAGUGGUGUGGCGGUGGAUCAUGGACAUCGUCAAGUUUCUGAAACCUGAUAGCGGAGUGGCAUUUGUAAAGCAUUUUCACGUUUUAAUCUGUCAAUGUCAAAAAAAUAAAAAAUCUUUCGCAGAAGUGUUGCGGUGAAUAUUCAAGUGCAAGUGGCACUCGCUCGUAAAAUCACGCUAAUAUUUUUACCCCAUGCAUGUUCAAUCAUCAUCAUGCGGGUGCGUGAAUCAAGUGAUGAUUAAAUACAUAGAUUAGGGAUUAGCGGCCCCCGAGAAAAAGAGAGAAUUUCAUAAGGGUACGGUGGUAAAUACAAAUUCACACAAAAUUCAUGUUGACUCCUUGUUACCGUGCUUUAAAUGGAGCAAGAGUCGUACGAACGUCCUGUCAAUGUGAGAGUUCGAUCAUUUAAUCUUCU
Messenger RNA from Coffea arabica (coffee), 1498 nucleotides. RefSeq names its product ethylene-responsive transcription factor ERF106. Gene Ontology annotation, molecular function: DNA-binding transcription factor activity; DNA binding. Lineage: Eukaryota; Viridiplantae; Streptophyta; Magnoliopsida; Gentianales; Rubiaceae. The record is from RefSeq and is a predicted model, not a curated record. Gene Ontology annotation, biological process: ethylene-activated signaling pathway; regulation of DNA-templated transcription.